Messenger RNA from Aureobasidium pullulans EXF-150, 1948 nucleotides. RefSeq names its product putative choline dehydrogenase. The transcript is spliced from 4 exons. The coding region runs from base 1 to 1842 and encodes 613 amino acids. The record is from RefSeq and is a predicted model, not a curated record. NCBI's taxonomy places the organism in Eukaryota, Fungi, Ascomycota, Dothideomycetes, Dothideales, Saccotheciaceae. Gene Ontology annotation, molecular function: flavin adenine dinucleotide binding; oxidoreductase activity, acting on CH-OH group of donors. Gene Ontology annotation, biological process: secondary metabolite biosynthetic process.
AUGAGCUUUCUUUUCAGCGCCGCCGGGCUUUUCUUGACCCUUGCUUCCAUCUCACAAGCAGCACCUUUCGUAUACAACAAGAACUUGUUGCCUCGAAACAGUGUUCAAGCGACUCCUGGAUCAGCGAUCUACGACUACGUUGUUGUCGGAGGAGGUACUGCUGGUCUGGCGAUAGCGGCAAGACUCUCGGAAGACGGCUCGAGAAGCGUGGCAGUCAUUGAAGCUGGCACGUACUACGAAAGCUUUGGCAACACAAGCGAAAUCCCGCUCUUCGACUCUUCUUGGACUGGAAAAGACCCGAAAGACACAAAUCCCAACCUGGAUUGGGACUUUGUCACAGUCCCGCAGAAGGGAGUGUUCGGUGCAGAGAUUCACUACCCUCGAGGCAAAUGUCUGGGAGGUAGCAGCGCUCGUAACUACAUGGGCUAUCUCAGAGGCACCAAAGGCUCUUACCAACAGUGGGCUGACAUGGUAGGAGACAGCUCUUACACAUACGACAAAUGGUUGCCUUAUUUCCAAAAGAGUCUCGAUUUCACUCCCCCGGACAUGGCCAAGCGAGCCUUGAACGCUACACCGCAGUAUGACUCUGCUAGUCUCGGAACGGGUGGUCCGCUCUCCAUCACUUUCCCGAAUUACGCUCAGGCAAUGUCUUCGUGGGUCCAGAAAGGGAUGCAAGAAGUUGGUAUUGCAGUCAGCAAUGGAGUCACAAGUGGAGUCCUCAUGGGCUCGUCCUAUGUCAUUGCGACUCUCCAACACAAUCAGAAGCGCGAGUCAUCUGAGACCGCUUUCUUGACUUCUGCAUCAAGUCGUUCCAACUUGCAUAUCUACACCAACACCAUGGCCAAGAAGGUUGUCUUCUCCGGCAAAAAGGCAAAGGGUGUCCUUGCUUCGACCGGAAGUCAGCAAUAUACCUUGUCGGCAAAACGCGAAGUCAUCCUCUCGGCGGGAGCUUUCCAGUCACCCCAACUGCUGAUGGUCUCUGGUAUCGGCCCUGCUGCCACCCUGUCGAAGUACAAGAUUCCCGUCAUCGCGGACCGUCCUGGUGUAGGUCAGAAUCUGCAAGAUCAUAUCUUGAUGGGGCCCAGCUACCGUGUUAAUGUCAUCACUGCAUCGGCCAUGGCGAACCCUGCUUUUGCUGCUCAGGCCGUGGACCUAUUCAACACGCAACAAUCGGGUAUCUUGACCAGUCCCGUGGGCGACUUCGGCGGAUGGGAAAAACUUCCAGCACAUCUGCGAGGCAACUUCUCCUCGGCCACACGAUCGGUCCUUAACUCACUCCAGCCAGAUUGGCCUGAGAUUGAGUUUCUCAGUAUGGGAGGCUACCUGGGCUACCAAGAGAACGGAAGUCAACCAGCAGAUGAAUACAAUUAUGCUACUAUCGCCAUUGCACUUGAAGCCCCUCAAUCACGCGGUUCGGUCACUAUCAGCAGUGCCGAUACAAACGAUGCGCCCGUCAUUGAUCCCGGAUGGUUAACAAGCCCGGUCGAUCAAGAAGUCGCGUUGGCUGGCUAUAGACGCGUGCGCGAGAUCUUCGCUACAAAGGCCAUCGCCCCAGCCUUGAUUGGUCAGGAAGUUUUCCCUGGUCUUCAGGUCUCCUCGGAUGCCGACCUGCUCCAGCUGAUCAAGCAAUCUGUUGGCUCAGUCUUUCACGCUUCGUGCACCUGCGCCAUGGGUAAAAAGGGUGACAAGAAUGCCGUUGUCGAUUCGAAUGCCAAUGUCAUCGGCGUUACUGGACUUCGUGUGGUCGACGCCAGCUCUUUCCCCUUCUUACUUCCAGGGCAUCCCAUGGCUACAGUUUACGCCUUGGCCGAGAAGAUUGCCGCUCAGAUCUUGCAUUCGUGAUCGCCGGAUCGUCAUCGGAAUUGUGAAGGAUGUUGACAGUCUGGGUUGCGAAUCCAGGGAGCUGAUUGAUACACGGAGUUUUGGUGCUAAGUAAUUGUAUACGGUU